UCACUCAUCGAUCGUCUAAAACUAUCCGAUCACAAGGGGCAUGCCAAUUGGUGUUGCCGUAGCAGUCCACUUGAUCGAAAGGGAACUGAUCAAGAGGAAAUUGAAAGGAGAUCGAGGAUCAAAUGGAAGGGGAGUUGAAGGAGGUGAGAGAAGCGUAUGAGAGCGGGAAGACGAGGAGCUUAUCUUGGAGGCUGUCGCAGCUCAAAGCGCUGCUCAGGCUCCUCUACGACAAAGAAGAUGACAUAUUUAAGGCCCUGGAGCAAGACCUCGGCAAACACCGGGCGGAAGCCUACAGAGACGAGGUGGGUCUUCUGAUCAAGUCCGUCAAUUACGCAAUAGGCAAUCUGCGGAAAUGGAUGACUCCAAACAAGGUUUCGGUGCCUCUGGUGGCGUUUCCAUCGCGCGCAGAUAUCGUGCCGGAGCCGCUCGGCGUUGUUCUCAUUUUCUCUUCUUGGAAUUUCCCAAUAGGUCUAUCGUUGGAACCAUUGAUUGGAGCAAUAUCAGCUGGAAACGCCAUCAUUAUUAAACCUUCGGAAUUAGCUCCCGAGUCUGCAGAAUUUUUAGCACGCAGCGUGUCCAAGUAUCUGGACGACAAACUGGUGAAGGUGAUCACGGGUGGUCCAGAUGCUGGCCAGAAACUAUUGGAUCACAAAUGGGACAAGAUAUUUUUCACAGGGAGUCCUCGUGUUGGUCGCAUCGUAAUGGCAGCUGCUGCCAAGCAUUUAACACCGGUUAGUCUUGAGCUGGGGGGCAAAUGCCCAGCCAUCAUUGAUUCACUUACCAACGCAAGAGAUAGAAAGAUCGCUGUUCGACGGAUAAUUGGAGGAAAAUGGGUCGCUUGCUCUGGACAAGCAUGCAUAGGUGUUGACUAUAUUCUUGUCGAAGAGAAAUUUGCACCAAUUUUGAUUGAUAUGCUGAAAGCAACAAUUGAGAAAUUCUACCCAGCAUUUGAUACCUUAUCCAAAAUCAUCAAUAAGCACCAUUUUCAGAGAUUAGCGAGUCUUAUCAAAGAUCCAUCGGUCGCAGAUACGAUUGUCCAUGGUGGUUCCAUGGACUCAGACAAACUGUUUAUCGAGCCAACAAUACUGUUGGAUCCCCCAUUAGAUGCUGAGAUUAUGACUGAAGAAAUAUUUGGCCCGUUGCUUCCAGUCAUCACCGUAAAGAAGAUCGAGGAUAGUAUUGAUUUCAUAAGAACCAGGCCUAAACCUUUGGCCAUAUACGCGUUCACUCAAGAUGAAAAGUUGAAAAACCGACUUGUUUCUGAGACUUCAUCAGGGAGCCUUACCUUCAACGACACUAUGUUACAGUACGGUCUGCUUUUGCUGCUGUGUGCUGUGCCAGUUUGCUAUUGACACCUUACCAUUUGGAGGAGUUGGAGCAAGUGGAUUUGGACAGUAUCAUGGCAAGUUCUCUUUCGACAUGUUCAGCCACAAGAAAUCAGUGAUGAGGAGGAGCUUCCUGUUGGAGUAUUCUUUCAGAUACCCGCCAUGGGAUGGCUGGAAACUUCCCUUCAUGCGCUCUGUUUUCCACUUCGACUAUGUCUCUCUUCUUCUCCGUUUGUUGGGUCUGAAGCGAUGAUCGUCUCCAGGAUUGACGAGCUUAAAUAAUGCUACUCUGAAAUCUGCAAAAAGAAGAUGUGAUUUUAAUUUUCCCGUCGUUGUGAUGUGUUUGUUCUUCAAGACAAUUUGUUCUUAUGCCCUCUUGUGUGUUUUUCUUCACCUUGGAGAGUUCAGACUAGGGUUUUGAAAAACAUAAAUGUUGAAGGAAAUGAAAAACAAACUAGGGUUUUGAAGA
Molecule: messenger RNA, 1794 nt
Organism: Zingiber officinale
Lineage: Eukaryota; Viridiplantae; Streptophyta; Magnoliopsida; Zingiberales; Zingiberaceae
Product: aldehyde dehydrogenase family 3 member F1-like
Exons: 10
Coding region: 123-1352 (409 amino acids)
Biological process (GO): aldehyde metabolic process
Cellular component (GO): cytoplasm
Molecular function (GO): aldehyde dehydrogenase (NAD+) activity
Source: RefSeq, a predicted model, not a curated record